Molecule: messenger RNA, 811 nt
Organism: Glossina fuscipes
Lineage: Eukaryota; Metazoa; Arthropoda; Insecta; Diptera; Glossinidae
Gene: Pomp
Product: proteasome maturation protein
Exons: 3
Coding region: 87-485 (132 amino acids)
Biological process (GO): proteasome assembly
Cellular component (GO): nucleus; cytoplasm
Source: RefSeq, a predicted model, not a curated record
GGUAAACAGCAACACACUUCACUUCCAAUAUCUUAAUUUGCUUGUCAUUCGGUAAUUGCAAUAAGGCAUUAAAACUUAAAGUGAAAAUGGCACAAUCUAUCAAAGUUCCGCCUGUUAUGCCUGCAGUGCUUAAUGCAGAGCCUACAGUAAGUUUACCCGGUAAAACUAAUUGCUUGAGUCAAUUAGCAUAUGUACACCGUUUGAGAGAUUCGGAAGCCAACUACAAUCAACAUAAAUAUAAUCUAUCCAUGCAAAUGAUGCGUAAUCGUGAAGGCUUAAAUUUCCCUUUGAAAAUGGGUAUGGAAUUAUUUGCAGCGAGACAAGUCGGGCGCUUGCCAUUCUUGCAAUCUAGUAAUAUGAUGGAGGAUGUUUUACUGGGCCGCGAUGAAAUGAUCAGCUUCGAAGAUUACUUGGGAGUACCGGAAAAUUAUGAAUUUAUGCGACAACCACAUGUCGUGAUGGAAAAAUCUUUGGGAAUUUUAUAAAUAGCUUUGUGUAGCAUCGUAAAUCUUUAAUAAAAAAAUAUUUGUAGGUGUAGAUCAAAUUAAUUUAUGCGAGCGUGAUAAUAUGAAACGACUUAAUACUUUUUCGCAGAAUUUGGCUGUAAAUGAUUCUAAUUUGCUAUAAUCUUGCACACGAAGCCAGUGCUUACUCAAUAGCUUUUCUGAAAAAUCUAUAAAAACUCGGCAAUAGGUUUUUUGUUUCUUUUAUGAAAUUUGCACUUUUUAUUUUUAAUUUAAGCGGCUGUUGCGUUACAGGUAUGAAUAAAGACACAAAUAUUUUAAUUGUACCAUACGCAACAAACAAACAA